Messenger RNA from Lethenteron reissneri (Far Eastern brook lamprey), 1740 nucleotides. Its product is annotated as pro-opiomelanocortin-like. Gene Ontology annotation, molecular function: neuropeptide hormone activity. NCBI's taxonomy places the organism in Eukaryota, Metazoa, Chordata, Hyperoartia, Petromyzontiformes, Petromyzontidae. The record is from RefSeq and is a predicted model, not a curated record. Gene Ontology annotation, biological process: neuropeptide signaling pathway.
AUGCGCUCGCCGCUGCCGCUGCUCGUGCUGUCCGUGUGCGCGGCGCUGUCCGCGCUGGCACCCGGGCCGUGCCGCGGGGCCCCCCUCCUCGGGGAGCCGUGCCGACGACCCCCCGCAAGGAUCACGGGUGCGCUGCCAGGGACGCAGGCCUACGUGUACGCGUGCGACGAGGCCAUCACUGACCCAGCCGCGUCGCCCUCCGGCUCGCUGGAGCACCUGUUGCUGGGGCACCUUCUGGAGCGCUUCCUGAGCGGCGCGUCAUCCUCCUCCUCCCUGCCGGAUCUCGAGGCUGUCCGCAGGAGAGGCGCCACGGUGCCGAAGCCGUACACGGUGCAGCACUUCCGGUGGGGUGUCAAGCACGGCAAGAAGCGGCGUCCCAUGAAGGGCACCGCGCAGGGUGGAGGAGAGCGCGCGCAGGCGGAUGACGGCGCCGAGGUCCCGGGGCAAGCGCAGCGACGUGAGCUGCAGGGGAAUCUGGGGACACCUUGGGACGUCUACCCGUUGCAGCAGCAACAGCAGCAACAGCAGCAGUGGAAAGGGGAUCUGCAACAGCAGCAGCAGCAGGAUCAGGAGGGUGAGGGUCAGGAGGAUCUGGAGGUGGUCGAGGCUGAGAUGCGAGAUUUCGACCACGCGGAGAAGAAACGCUACGGGGGCUUCAUGAAUCCGGCGGAGAUGUGUGACAAGAAAACGUUGCUGAAGUUCUUGAGAAAUGUCAUGGUGAACGAGCGCUAGCUAGCCCCUUGGCGUUUUGGUGAAUUCGUGUCUCGAUUCAGUUAUUUCUACCGGGGGGGUCGCCGCGUAGAAUCUUUCGCCACGACGCGAUGCCACAUUACUGUUCACGAUGUGAUGAGUAUCGCGAUGUCGACUUCCCACAAAACCUCAUCGUCAAAGUAUUUCACGAGCGUUGCGGCAUUGCCGUUGACUCGUUCGUGCUUUCGACAGUCCGGUAACGAUUGCAGGGCUACUCGUUAGGGUUUAGCAACUGCAGUUCGCGCAAUAUUAUCAAUCCCUUGCCACGAGUAGCAAACCCCAUUCGUUAACCACCGCAACGUUUACAAUCUAAAACGCACGUGCUGUCAGUUCAACAAUGCCCGCAUUUUAACACGUAGGCUUUCGCGACCAAUAUCAUCCAUAAUACAGGUGUUUUGUGUUAGAUCGCGUAAAUAUAUAGAUGUGUCGUUAAACCCUCCACCACCCGACAGAGCCGAUUAGUCAGGUUUGUCACGUAAACAGAACAUGCCAAUUCGUCACUAGUACAGCAUAUCGGUGUGUUGGAGAGCCAAGCCACAACAUUUACAAUCUGAGUACGACGUUUCGCCAGUAAUUACAACUAGCUUCAUCAGGCGCCACAACAUUUACAAUCUGAGUACGACGUUUCGCCAGUAAUUACAACCAGCUUCAUCAGGCGACAGCCAGAUUUGUGGAGAAGUCCACCUGUUUCGUUCCUUACAUCGCGGCGUAGAUGUGAUUACAACACCUGUGCUCUCUUCUUGCGCAAAGUGGGGGAGGAUUCAUGAAUCAACGUACACCAAGUAUGCGCAUUAUGCGUGCCCAUCGAUCUCAUACUUCUUGUGCAUUGCGUUUACAAAAAUAGCCAUACCAACAACGGUAAUCACCUAUUGAAGUAUGGUGCUCUGUAUAGACAUGCAUUUAAACAAUGUAUUAUUUGAUGAUUCACUUCCACGCGGCAGUAAGUCGGUAGCUAUCCGAACGAACCAAAUAAUAAUUCCUGCAGUCACG